This is a messenger RNA of Annulohypoxylon truncatum, 1925 nucleotides long. RefSeq lists its product as uncharacterized. Gene Ontology annotation, biological process: regulation of transcription by RNA polymerase II. Gene Ontology annotation, molecular function: zinc ion binding; DNA-binding transcription activator activity, RNA polymerase II-specific. Lineage: Eukaryota; Fungi; Ascomycota; Sordariomycetes; Xylariales; Hypoxylaceae. The transcript has 3 exons. The coding region runs from base 132 to 1763 and encodes 543 amino acids. The record is from RefSeq and is a predicted model, not a curated record.
UAAGCGAAUCGGUCGUAUAAGUUGAUUUUUACCUCAUUUUCAUCUCGCUUAUAUCAAAAGGAGAGACCCUUUCUUGGCGAUCUAACGAUGAUCCAAAGUUGACUAAGCGUUGCGCGAUUGACUCAAUCGAGAUGGAUGAAGUAGUAGAAGUCGAUACGCCAGACGUCGACGCCGGCUCUUGCAAUGAGCUGGAUUGGACUUUCGACAUCGAAGACGCUCGCGAUGGCAGUCUAACUCAUCUCAAGCCUCCUCUCGAGUUUGAUCCAUCUAGUAGACAUUCUAGCAGACAUUGCAGCGAGGGGCCAGACUCACAUAAGCCAUAUCACACAAAACGGCCGCAUAAGAAGUCACGAGCCGGAUGUCAGCAAUGUAAAAAGAGGAAAGUGAAGUGCGAUGAAGCGAGACCGACGUGUAAAGCCUGUAGGCUCCGGAAGGAGAAUUGCGUAUAUCCGGCUGCGGCGGCAUCUACUGCACUUGUUCCAGCCUCGAAAUCUGAUUUAGAGGUUUCAUCUUCUACAUCUUCUGCAUCCUCUCCUCUGCCAUCCCGUGAGCCUGAAGCCAGCAAUAUGCUUCUUGUCACCGAACCUCUUUUCAGGCCACGGGAAAUGACAGAUGCCCUGGACAUGAAAAUGUUGUGGUUCUACACCACCACAGGGUUUCAGUUCUUCUCGAUCCAAAGUGGUCGCUCUGCGGUUGUUGAUCAUGUGCUUCAGGUGGAGGUCGUUAAGCACGCUUUCAAAUCACCGUUUCUCAUGAAUUGCUUGAUGGCAGUGUCGUCACUGCAUCUCCAGAACCUGAACCAACCCAUCCCAUCUCAACGUGCGGCGACUUACUGCUGUAGAGCCUUCAAAGGUUACAGAGAUGCGAUAGAAGCGGCAAACCCUCCUGAUUUUCCGGCUCUGAUAGCAACAUCACUUUUGAUGACUGCUUUGAGCAGCCAAAUGUUCCGCGAUCCAGAUGGAAAGCCACUCUAUAUUAUAGAUUGGAUGCAAGUCUGGCGAGGAAUCGGGUUGAUUGUCGAGAUCGUCUCGCCACGAGUUCUCCAGGAGACCGGGAUGGCAGUGCUGUUUUACAGGCCCCCGAUAGACCUCGAAAAGGCGACACAAUACAUUCCAAAUAACCUACUAUUCAUGGUUGCUUCCAUCAGCCCCGGUGAUGCUGAUGAUAAAUACCAGCAAAUCUAUUAUGAUAUGCUUAAAUAUCUUGGGUCACUUUAUCAGGAGAUGAGAGAGCAUGGCUUCAAUCCCAUUCUCGACCUUCGUAUAAUCACAUUUUUCACUUUCAUACCAAAGGAUUUCAUCCCACUUGCGAAGGAACAUCGGCCACGAGCUUUGAUUCUCUUAGCUCACCAUCUAUGCUUCGCCAAGCUGACCCCAGACGUGUGGUGGAUGCGCGGUAUCGCAGACCGAGAAAUCACGCAGAUUUGCGAAGAGGUCGGAGAUGAAUGGGCGCAUCUACUACGCGUACCGCAGAUGAUCCUAAGGACAAACGACAAAACCGAAAUCGCCCAGUUGCUUAUCAAUAAUCGCAAUUGGACCCCAACAGAGAUGGACAGAUAUGAAAGAGAUCGAGAUCCUAGAUUGAAAACCGACCUCGGGUUGUUCGACAAUGAAGGCUCAGAAGUCAGCAUCUAUGAUGGCCAAUGGAAGCGAAAGUCGUCGAUUGUUUCCAUGAGCCACAAAGUAACGGAGCUGGGUGAGUUAUUGGAUCCAUUCCCCCGGAUCUCAAGUCCCAGUCCAGAAUCUAUAUCAAAUUCAGCAUAAAUAGUCCAGCAAAAUGCUUCUCCGGUAUAUCUCUAGAAUGAGAACGACACCAUCUUGUUGGAUUCUACAGUACGGAAAUUGGAUAAUAAACCUACGCGAUGUAUCACAUGCAUCUAUGGACUUGUAUUGCAAAAGAUUUCGCAAUUCAUAUCACAAGAAGAA